AUGGCCGCUAACAAUCAAAACAACCAACUGUUCGAAAUCGACCAUUUUAUCCGCCAUAGAGUCAAUAGGAGAAAUAAGACAGUCCAGAUCCUCGUCAAGUGGACAGAUUUCGACCAACCAACUUGGGAACCUGAGGCCGUCUUGCAAGAAACCGCUGGCCGUACACUGUACAAUUACUGGCACGAACGCCGUGGUCGUGACCGAGCUACACGUCUACGAGAGUAUCACGUAUUUAAAAUCCUUGCCAGAGGUUGGAGGGGAGGUGCGUGGUAUUUUGAGUGUCAGUGGGUAGGAUACUCGCGUGUAGAUAAGACGUGGGAGCCUGAAGCAAAGGUGAGAAGGAAUGCGGGAGGCUUAGUGAGGAAGUGGUUUGCGGAUCAGGCGGCAGCUAACCAGAACGCUCCA
Molecule: messenger RNA, 405 nt
Organism: Fusarium redolens
Lineage: Eukaryota; Fungi; Ascomycota; Sordariomycetes; Hypocreales; Nectriaceae
Exons: 1
Biological process (GO): chromatin organization; negative regulation of transcription by RNA polymerase II
Cellular component (GO): pericentric heterochromatin
Molecular function (GO): chromatin binding
Source: RefSeq, a predicted model, not a curated record